Ricinus communis (castor bean) is the source of this 981-nucleotide messenger RNA. RefSeq lists its product as uncharacterized. The coding region runs from base 1 to 981 and encodes 326 amino acids. NCBI's taxonomy places the organism in Eukaryota, Viridiplantae, Streptophyta, Magnoliopsida, Malpighiales, Euphorbiaceae. The transcript has 2 exons. The record is from RefSeq and is a predicted model, not a curated record.
AUGGAAGGGCUUAGGCGAGAGAUGGGUCGGCUACAAGCUAGAACAGAUGAUGAAGGAUUGAAGGAGUUUAGUGAAGUGUCAUCUGAGUUGGGUAGAGGUUGGAGGAGGAUUUGUUCCACUGAGGAGCAGAACCAGGACUUGUUAAGACCAAUUACGGAUGAGGAGAUUCGAUUGGCGGUAUUUUUCCAACAUCCGGAUAAAUCUCUAAGGAUAGAUGAUAUGUCUCCGGCCUUUUCUCAAAGAUAUUGGGAAGUUAUAAAAUCUGAUCUGUGUGCUAGUGUUAGGAGUUGUCGUGAAACGGGCGAAUUUCCCCCGCAGAUGCUUGAUACGUUAAUCACACUGGUUUCAAAAAAAGCAAGGCCUAUGAUGAUUUCUGAUUUUCGACCAAUAUCAUUUUCCAAUGUCUUUAACAAAAUUGUUGCAAAGGUGAUAGCUAGUCGUCUGAAGAAGGUACUGCCAAACUUGAUCUCAGAGAACCAGAGCGCUUUUGUAGAAAAUCGUUUAAUCAGGGAUAACAUCAUGAUAUCCUUUGAGAUCAUGCAUUUUCUUAGCAGAAAGAAGCAGGGUAAGGAGGGUCUUGUGGCCUUAAAGCUCAAUAUGAGUAAGGCAUAUGACCGUGUGGAGUGGCUGUUUUUGGAGAAGGUGAUGUUAUCACUAGGUUUCUGUGAGCAAUUUGUUCAAUUGGUUAUGGCUUGUGUUAGGGGAGUGAGAUAUUUUGUGUCUCAGGAAGGUCAGUUGUUAGGACCAAUCAAUCCAUCCAGGGUGCUACGACAAGGAGAUCCACUUUUACCGUAUCUCUUUAUAUCAUGUGCGGACUGGUUGAGUUUUGCCAUUCAGGAGAAGGCAAACAGGGGUGAGAUACAUGGGGUGAAAAUUAGUAGAAGUGCUCCAACUAUAACCCAUUUGCUUUUUGCCGACGAUAGUCUGUUUUUCUUUAAAGCUAAUAUGUUAGAGUUGGGACAUAUUAAAAGCGUUCUUUAG